Messenger RNA from Haliotis rufescens (red abalone), 1152 nucleotides. Its product is annotated as hydroxylysine kinase-like. The coding region runs from base 1 to 1152 and encodes 383 amino acids. NCBI's taxonomy places the organism in Eukaryota, Metazoa, Mollusca, Gastropoda, Lepetellida, Haliotidae. Gene Ontology annotation, molecular function: amino acid kinase activity. The transcript has 5 exons. The record is from RefSeq and is a predicted model, not a curated record.
AUGGCGAACUUCAUCACGCUUGCAACAUUGGAGAAACCAUCGCUGACUGUGUCCUCCAUCGGGACGCUACUUGCACGACAUUAUGGCCUGCACAUGGUCAGCUGCCAGAAACUUAACAGCUAUGAAGAUUUGAACUUCCGGAUCGAGGUGGAGUCAAACGGAGACAAUUCGAAGGAAACGUGUGGCCUUGAAGCCCAACACGAGAUGAUGUCUCGGGUAUGUGAGAUUGGUAUCUUCACCCCCCGGGCCGUCCCCACCCUCACCGGGCACCUUUACUCGACGGUGAACCUGCCAGACGAGGGCUGCGAGAACACAGACAUCACGGCCUCCCUCUAUGUAGUGCGGCUGUUUGAGUAUAUCCCUGGGAGAAUACUACAGUCUGCCCCCCUCACCCCGGGGCUGUGUUACAAGGUGGGGGUGAUGACAGGCAGAGUUGACACGGCGUUAAAGGGCUUUAACCAUUCUGGUUUCCAUGGCCAAAAAAUAACCUGGCAUCCUGACCAUCUGCCGUUGAUUGUUAACCUGCUACACGUGGUAGAGGACAAUGGUGACAGAGAGAUGGUCAGUGACGUCGUCAAGACAUUUCAAUCACGUGUUCUGGAACACCUGAAUGAAUUUCCACAAGGAACGAUCCAUGGGGAUUUGAACGAAGGGAACAUCUUAGUAACUGAAGCUGCCGAUGACGACAGAUGGGGGGAUGAGCACGAUGUGUCCGCCAUCUUGGAUUAUGGUGACAGUGCUUAUCUGCCAUACAUCUUUGAGGUAGCAAUAGCAAUGGCGUACAUGUCAAUCCUUAGCGACAACAUCCCACCACAAACUGCAUCCGGGUACGUUCUGGCAGGCUAUCUUACCCAGAAUGAUUUGUCCGACAGAGAAAUUGAACUGUUAAAGUUGUGUGUAUGCGCGCGCAUCACCCAGUCACUGGUUAUCGGCGCCUACUCUUUCCAUGUUGAUCCAAGUAACAUCUACACGCUUAACACGGCUAAGAUAGGGUGGCCACGACUUCGUCAACUGUGGGAAAUGGACUCAGAACAGUUGGUCAGAGAUUGGCGGAACAUUGCUGGGACCUGCGAGAAACCACUCUUGGCUGAUGAUGAAGGCGAUGGUGAUGCUGGUGACGCUGCUGCUGCUGCUGAUGAUGAUGAUGACUAA